CUUAUGUUUUUCCUCCUGCUUCUUGUAGCAGAAUUAUGGAUCCAAGCUUAUUGAGAGAGCGAGAGCUAUUCAAAAAGCGUGCCCUUUCCACACCAGCAGUAGAAAAACGGCCAGCGCCAUCUUCUGACUCUUCCUCUUCCAAAAAGAAGAAAGCAAAGGUAGAACAAGGUAGCUCCUCAAGCUCAAAACAAAACACAGAUCACAGCAAUGGAUCGUUUAACCUGAAAGCCCUUUCAGGAGGCUCUGGCUACAAGUUUGGAGUCCUUGCUAAAAUAGUGAAUUAUAUGAAGACCAGGCACCAGCGUGGCGACACACAUCCAUUAACCCUAGAAGAGAUUUUGGAUGAAACGCAGCAUUUAGAUAUUGGACUCAAACAGAAACAAUGGUUAAUGAGCGAGGCUCUAGUCAACAAUCCGAAAAUAGAAGUUGUAGAUGGGAAGUACGCUUUCAAACCCAAGUACAACUUGAAAGAUAAAAAGGCUCUGCUCAGGCUCUUGGACAAGCACGACCAGCGAGGGCUGGGAGGAAUCCUUUUAGAAGAUAUUGAGGAAGGGCUGCCCAACGCACAGAAAGCUAUAAAGGCUUUAGGGGACCAGAUCAUCUUUGUUAAUCGCCCUGAUAAGAAGAAAAUUCUUUUCUACAAUGACAAGAGCUGUCAGUUUACUGUGGAUGAAGAGUUUCAGAAGCUGUGGAGGAGCAUUCCCGUGGAUUCUAUGGAUGAAGAGAAAAUCGAAGAGUACCUGAAACGGCAGGGUAUUUCUUCCAUGCAAGAAACUGGACCAAAGAAAAUAGCUCCUAUUCAGAGGAGGAAGAAACCAGCUUCUCAGAAGAAACGUCGAUUUAAGACUCACAAUGACCACUUGGCUGGAGUAUUAAAAGAUUACUCUGAUGUCGUUCCCGGCAAACAGUGACCAGUUAAAUUCUGGAGCAAACGUGCGUUUUGAUAACGGGCUUUUUGCCACUUGAGCUCGGUGUCUGCUCGCAGAAAGACUGACUGUAUAUAGUAAUGUGAUGUGUUUCCCCCAUCCCAGCCACUGCCAAGAUGAAACAGGUCAGUGUAAGAUCAAGUAUGAACUGCUAAAUUUAGAGUUUAAUUUAAUUAGCUAAUGGGAAACGUGGUUUUAACUAAAAAGUUCUCACUAGCUGCCUCUUGGCAUAGAGUUAUAAAUGGUGCUCAGCAUGUAAUGCAGGAGUUCCCGUUCAGUGUUUAAACUCUGCUUUUACAUUGCUUAAUGGGUAUUUACCUGGAAUUACUUAC
Apaloderma vittatum (bar-tailed trogon) is the source of this 1258-nucleotide messenger RNA. It is a transcript of the gene GTF2E2, whose product is annotated as general transcription factor IIE, polypeptide 2, beta 34kDa. Gene Ontology annotation, cellular component: transcription factor TFIIE complex. The transcript is spliced from 7 exons. Lineage: Eukaryota; Metazoa; Chordata; Aves; Trogoniformes; Trogonidae. Bases 36 to 911 code for a protein of 291 amino acids. Gene Ontology annotation, biological process: transcription initiation at RNA polymerase II promoter. The record is from RefSeq and is a predicted model, not a curated record.